Messenger RNA from Talpa occidentalis (Iberian mole), 3278 nucleotides. It is a transcript of the gene DET1, whose product is annotated as DET1 partner of COP1 E3 ubiquitin ligase. NCBI's taxonomy places the organism in Eukaryota, Metazoa, Chordata, Mammalia, Eulipotyphla, Talpidae. Gene Ontology annotation, cellular component: cullin-RING ubiquitin ligase complex; nucleus. The coding region runs from base 1117 to 2823 and encodes 568 amino acids. Gene Ontology annotation, biological process: protein ubiquitination; positive regulation of proteasomal ubiquitin-dependent protein catabolic process. The transcript is spliced from 5 exons. The record is from RefSeq and is a predicted model, not a curated record. Gene Ontology annotation, molecular function: ubiquitin protein ligase binding; ubiquitin-like ligase-substrate adaptor activity.
CCCAGAGCCCGCCGGCUCACCUCCCGUCUGGAGCCAGGUGUAGUGGAGGAGUCGCACACCCACACAAAACCCCCCCAAGGAAAAAGUACAGCUCCAAAUCGUGACAGAUGCCAUGAAGAAGACAAUAACCGAAGCCCUGUUUUAGAUAGGGUGGGCAGGGAAGACGUCCUGAAAGAAAAGACUUAAGCUGCAACUUGGGAAGUCACAGCCAGGGCCUGGGAGAUAGAUUCCAGGUUGGGGGGGGGCGGGGCUGAGGGGACGAGCAGCCCCCUGGGCACCUGAGUUGGCUCAGAACUUGGCACAAGGCGGGUGGGACGUUCAGGAAAGGGGUUUGACGUGGAUGCUUGUGUGCUGGUCCUCCGGAGCUCACCAUCUAGUCCUUAGGCAGAGAUCGAACCAGAGACAGAGUUGCAAGUGGGAUGAGCUCUGCCAGAAGUGUGACUGUUAUAUUGGUAUGUUAACUACUGGGGAUGUGAAGGAAGUGGUGCUUAGACUGCCCCUCUGUCUGAAAUAGGAGUCAGCUCAGCAGAGUGAGGAGCGCGUUUUAUUUUUUUUUUAUAUAUAUUUUAAAGGUUUGUUUAUUUUUGCAUACAAGAGCUGGGGUACAGGCCAGAGUUGCUGGGGAGUGAGAGGAUUCAGCAGAGACAGAGUGGGGAACAGAACAGGAAGACAGACUGAAAUCCACUGCUGAGGGGAGCAGCAGGCGAGACAGGAGAGGUCUGCCUCGCCAUGUGGGUAGCUCCCUGACUGACAGGGAAUCCAACUGUUGCUGCAGAGGCUGCAGAUUGCUUCAUAGUGCAGUGCUUAACCCCUUGCACCACCAGGGAGGCCCCGAGGAGUGCAUUUUAGAGGUUAACAGCAAGUGCCAAGCAGCUGAGGCUAUGAGCUAGGCUACCUGUUGGAAAUAAUCAGUGCCACCCAAAGGGGUAAUGGCCCAGGUCAGCCGUCUAGACCACUCUGGGCUGGAGAGGCAGUGCUGUGAUUUUUGAGCCCCUCAUUAAAUGUGAGGGAUUUUGAUCACGAUCAUCAUUAUGAGCAACAGGAAGAUCCAUGUUUUGAGCCAUCAGGGAAAGGACAUGAUCACCAAAGAAUUUUGAAAUGAUCACUGGCUGUUGAAUGGAUUGGAGGUGGACAGGAGUGGAUUCAGGGAGAUCAGGCAGCGAUGUGACAAUGGAUCAUCAUGUUUCCACCAUCAAACCUCGAAGAAUCCAGAACCAAAAUGUCAUUCACCGCCUGGAACGCCGGAGGAUCAGUUCGGGCAAGGCGGGCACCCACUGGCAUCAGGUCCGCGUGUUCCACCAGAACGUCUUCCCCAACUUCACCGUGGUCAACGUGGAAAAGCCGCCUUGUUUCCUGCGCAAGUUCUCACCCGACGGGCGCUACUUUAUUGCUUUCUCUUCAGACCAGACAUCUCUGGAGAUCUACGAGUACCAGGGCUGCCAGGCGGCCGAGGACCUGCUGCAGGGCUGUGACGGGGAGAUCCUGGCCAAUGGCAGCGACCAGCGCUCGGUGGGCAUCCGCGGCCGGCUCUUUGAGCGCUUCUUCGUGCUGUUGCACAUCACCAGCGUGGCGGCGCACGGCGAGCACCUGAACCGGGAAUGUAGCCUUUUCACUGACGACUGCCGCUGCGUCAUCGUGGGCUCCGCCGCCUACCUGCCCGACGAGCCGCACCCGCCCUUCUACGAGGUGUAUCGCAACAGCGAGUCGGUGACCCCCAACCCGCGCUCCCCGCUGGAGGACUACUCCCUGCACAUCAUUGACCUCCACACCGGCCGCCUGUGCGACACGCGCACCUUCAAGUGCGACAAGGUGGUGCUGUCGCACAACCAGGGGCUGUACCUGUACAAGAACAUCCUGGCCAUCCUGUCGGUGCAGCAGCAGACCAUCCACGUCUUCCAGGUGACUCCCGAGGGCACGUUCAUCGACGUGAGGACCAUCGGCCGCUUCUGCUACGAGGACGACCUGCUCACCGUGUCGGCCGUCUUCCCCGAGGUGCAGCGUGACAGUCAGACGGGCAUGGCCAACCCUUUCAGGGACCCCUUCAUCAACUCCCUCAAACACCGGCUGCUCGUGUACCUGUGGCGCCGCGCCGAGCAGGACGGCAGCGCCAUGGCCAAGCGGCGCUUCUUUCAGUAUUUUGACCAGCUGCGGCAGCUGCGCAUGUGGAAGAUGCAGCUGCUGGACGAAAACCACCUGUUCAUCAAGUACACGAGCGAGGACGUGGUCACCCUGCGCGUCACCGACCCUUCCCAGGCCUCUUUCUUUGUGGUGUACAACAUGGUGACAACAGAGGUGAUCGCUGUGUUUGAAAACACUUCAGACGAGCUUUUAGAGCUCUUUGAGAACUUCUGUGACCUCUUCCGGAAUGCUACCCUGCACAGUGAAGUUCAGUUUCCCUGCUCGGCUUCAAGCAACAAUUUUGCAAGGCAGAUCCAGCGCCGGUUUAAAGACACUAUUGUGAAUGCCAAGUACGGAGGGCACACGGAGGCCGUGCGCCGCCUGCUGGGCCAGCUGCCCAUCAGCGCCCAGUCCUACAGCGGCAGCCCCUACCUCGACCUGUCUCUCUUCAGCUACGAUGACAAGUGGGUGUCGGUCAUGGAGCGGCCCAAGACGUGCGGAGAUCACCCCAUCAGGUUCUAUGCCCGGGACUCAGGUCUGCUCAAGUUUGAGAUCCAGGCGGGCUUGCUGGGCCGCCCCAUCAACCACACCGUGCGCCGCCUCGUUGCCUUCACCUUCCACCCCUUCGAGCCUUUCGCCAUAUCCGUGCAGAGGACUAACGCCGAGUACGUCGUCAACUUCCACAUGCGGCACUGCUGCACGUAGGUGCCUCCCAAGCCAGCUCCUGGGCUUCCACGACGUUGCUCUGAAGCGGAAGCUCCUGACUGCCCGCUCUGUUGGGGUGUGGACCGUGAGCCCCGACCGGUGGGGGCAGCCCAGGGAGCGUGGGGGCUUGGCCUGACGGAGCAUGUGCUUGCGGACAGUCCAGCGCCUGGCCGGCCUCAAGGCCGCUCGCCUCUUGCCUGUGGGCGUGCCAGGCAUUAAUGGGGUCCACUUAGUUUCUGUUUUAUUUUCCCUUUUAUUGCUACGAAGAUGAAAGCAUUACACUUCUGUCCUUCGUGUCCCUUCUCUGGCAUUAAGGUGUGCAGCCUGCGGCAGGUAACCUGUUUCUUCGUGAGAGCUGUGCACAUCCUUGUCACUUAGCCGACAAGCAGGGCUGUCUUUGUAAGAAAGAAGUAAAGCCUUGGUAUUUUCUUACUCGUGUGCGUCCUGGUCGAUGA